AUGGACGAGCAGGCCCUCCUGGGGCUCAACCCUAAUGCUGAUGCCCGCUACCGGCAGAGGGCUAUGGCAUAUUUUGAGCAGCUCAAGGAGUCUCAGGAUGCUUGGGAAGUUUGUGCAGAAGCCCUGGCAAAAGGCAUUUAUAAUGACGACCACGUGAAGUUUUUCUGUUUUCAAGUGUUGGAACAUCAGAUUAAGUUCAGGCAUGCAGGUCUGAGUGCUCCUCAACAGCAGCUCAUCAGAGAGUGUCUGAUGAAGUGGCUCCAGUGUCAGUUAAUCAGCCCUCAGCCUGAGAAAUCCUUCAUCAGAAAUAAGGCUGCUCAAGUCCUGGCCCUCACUUUUGUCAUGGAGUAUCUAACUCUGUGGCCUAAAUUCUUCUUUGACAUUCUGUCACUUGUCGGUUCAAAUCCUCACGGCGUCGACAUUUACCUGCGAACACUCAUGGCUAUUGAUGCAGAGGUGGUCGACCGCGACAUCAUGCACUCCCCUGAGGAGACGCGCCGGAAUACUUUAAUCAAAGAUUCUAUGCGUGAGCAGUGCAUCCCCCAUUUGGUGGAGUCGUGGUUCCAGAUCCUGCAGACGUACCAGCAGUCGCACCCAGAGCUCACAUGUCUGUGCUUGGAGGUUGUGGGGGCUUAUGUAUCCUGGAUCGACCUCAACCUCAUCGCUAAUGAUCGAUUUGUCAAUUUGCUGCUGAGUCAAAUGUCCAUGGACGAGCUGCGAGAGGAAGCCUGUGACUGCCUGUUUGAAAUAGUUAACAAAGGAAUGGAUCCUGUGGACAAAACCAAACUGGUGGAGUCCUUGUGCCAAGUAUUGCAGACGGCGGGCUUCUUCAAUGUGGAUCAAGAGGAGGAUGUAGAUUUUUUGGCAAAGUUUUCUCGGUUGAUAAAUGGUAUGGGCUUGAGUUUGGUUCAGAGUUGGACCAAGUUGGCAAAAGCUGGAAGUGUAAAAGAGGCAACGGACACACUUCAGGCUUUGGAGGCCAAAGUGCCGCUGCUGUUGCAACUGUUGGUGCAUGAGGAUGAUGAUAUUUCUGCAAACAUGGUGGGCUUCUGCUACGACUACCUGCAUGUCCUUAAACAGCUUCCUCAGUUGACAGAUCAACAGAAGACAAACAUUGAGGCAUUAAUGCUUGCUGUUAUGAAAAAAUUAACCUAUGACGAUGAGUAUAACUUUGAGAAUGAAGGUGAAGAUGAAGCAAUGUUUGUGGAGUACCGGAAACAGCUGAAGAUGCUUUUGGACCGUUUGGCUCAGGUUUCCCCUGAACUGCUGUUAGAGGCAGUUCGUCGAGUCUUCACCAACACCAUGCAAAAUUGGCAGUCGUCACCGUUCAUGGAGGUGGAAGUGGCGAUAAGGCUGGUUUACAUGCUCGGAGAGGCGCUGCCUGCCUCUCAUGGUGCACAUUUCUCUGGGGACACGGCUAAAACCAAUGCCCUUCAGGAUAUGAUGCGAACACUGGUGUCUUGUGGCGUGAGCAGUUAUCAGCACAGCUCAGUGGCUUUAGAGUUUUUUGAGACUGUGGUGCGAUAUGAUAAAUUCUUCCUUGUUGAGCCUCAGCACAUUCCUAAUGUUUUGAUGGCAUUUCUUGAUCAAAGAGGACUGAGGCACAAUAGCCCCAAAGUCCGCAGUCGAGUGGCUUACCUCUUUUCCCGUUUCAUCAAAACGUUGCAUAAACACAUGAAUGCCUUCAUUGAGGACAUUUUGACCAGAAUCCAAGACCUGCUUGCUCUUGCUCCUCCUGAAAAUGGAUUUCCAGCACUUUUGACAAGUGAUGAUCAGCUGUUUAUGUUUGAAACGGCUGGCAUUCUGAUUGUCAAUGGUGAAAGUCCAGUGGAGAGAAAACAAGCAAUGAUGCGGAGCCUGCUGACGCCGCUGAUGGAAGCUUUUGGACUGCUUCUUGCCAAACUCUUGCAGGAAACUGAGGAGGAGAGUCAAGUCGCCCUGGCAGACCUCCUUAGCCAUGCUGUAGGCUUUGCUAGUCGCACCAGUAAGGCCUUUAGUAACAAACAGACGGUGAAGCAGUGCGGUUGCACUGAGGUCUACAGAGACUGUCUCCAGACAUUUCUUCCUGCCCUGAGCUGCCCUGUGCAAAAAGGCGUACUCCGCAGCUCCGUCCGCUCCUUUCUCCAUCGAAUGAUCAUCUGCCUGGAAGAGGAGGUGCUGCCUUUCGUUCCAUCAGCCUCUGAACAUAUGCUCAAAGACUGUGAGGCGAAGGAUCUACAGGAGUUCAUCCCACUUAUUAGCCAAAUCACUGCAAAGUUUAAGAGGCACGUCUCACCUUUCCUACAGCAGAUCUUUAUGCCACUUGUACUCGCCAUAUUCGAGGUGUUAGCACGACCAGCAGAAGACAAUGACCAAACUGCUGCCUUGGAGAAGCAGAUGCUGAGGAGAAGCUACUUCAGCUUCAUUCAGACCGUAACGGGGAGUGGAAUGAACGAGGUGAUGGCUAAUCAGGGUGCAGAGAAUAUUGAGCAGGUUGUAUUCACAAUCAUCCAGGGGGCUGUUGACUUCCCUGACCCCAUUGCUCAAAAAACAUGCUUCAUCAUCCUCUCCAAAUUAGUGGAGCUUUGGGGAGGCAAAGACUGCAUGGUGGGGUUCCCUGACUUCAUCUACAAAAACAUAGUUCCUGCUUGUUUCAUGGCUCCUCUGAAACAGACAUUUGACCUCUCUGAUGCGCAGACUGUGCUCACUCUUUCGGAGUGCGCAGUUACACUGAAAAUGAUUCAUCUCAAACGGGGACCAGAGUUUAUCCAGUUCCUUCAACAGGAGUAUUUGCCGUCUCUUCAAGUGUCGCCAGAAAUAUCACAGGAAUUGUGCCAUGUGUUACAAGAGCCAGAUGUUAAAGUUUUGAAAACUUACUUAAAGGCCUUUUUUCAGCAAGCCAGGCUUUAG
Knipowitschia caucasica is the source of this 2889-nucleotide messenger RNA. The record is from the annotation of a GenBank genome assembly. NCBI's taxonomy places the organism in Eukaryota, Metazoa, Chordata, Actinopteri, Gobiiformes, Gobiidae.